Molecule: messenger RNA, 2029 nt
Organism: Maylandia zebra (zebra mbuna)
Lineage: Eukaryota; Metazoa; Chordata; Actinopteri; Cichliformes; Cichlidae
Cellular component (GO): plasma membrane
Source: RefSeq, a predicted model, not a curated record
UUUCUUACUGACAUUCAUAUCUCUAUUUCAAUCACCCUCCACGCUUAAUUAGUUGUUAUUGUUACCUGGAAUAACCUCUCCUCUCCUCUUCUCCCCUUCUCUCUUUUCCUCUCAGCCAAUCUUCCAAACUUGGUCAUGUUAUUCGUUCUGCCGCCAAACACGGAGCUUUAAACAACAUCCAUCACACAGGAGUGGGCUCUGGACUUUACUCUGUUUCUAUUUUAACUGGACUCGCUCAGACAGCAGCCAUGGCUCGCUGCAGGAGCUACUUGCGAGGACUUGCUAUCUGUGUUACUGUGUUGCUACUGGUGUCUGGGUUUGUGAUGAUUGGUGCUGCUUUUUCCCCCAUUGAUGAUAUACCUGUUGCAGAGUUGUUUGACCAGCUGUCCAUUAGUAAUGGCUUACUGGUCCUGCAGGUGUUUGGUCCACUCACAAUGGUUUUGUCUGUUCUGGGCAUAUCUGCUGCCUCUUUGGACUACAAAUCUUUGCUGUUGGUGUUUUCUGCUCUGACAUUUGUGGAGUUUGUGGCACUAAUGAUCGUUGCCUCACCCCUGGUUCAGGUUCAAGCUCAGAUGGACUUUGCCGUGGAUGAAUUGUUUCUCAAUGUGACACCCCUACACAAAGCAGCAGCUGACAUCCAGAAAGAAUUAAAUAAGCUUCAGACGUCGGACUCCUGUUGUGGUUUGAGGAAAUUUGAAGACUGGGAUAAUCAGCUUCCUUUUUCCUGUAUCUGUACACCUCCUACAACCACCUAUACCAGUGAGUCAAGAUCUCAGCCUGGUAAUUCCAGCUCAUAUGAGCCUUGUGUGAUGGUGGGAAGUAACCAGCAGUUUGUGCACUCCAAGCCCUGUGGUCCCAUCCUAAAGAGCUACCUGAGUUUCCCAGUCAAGCUCAGAAUAGGAAUCAUUUCAGCUUUCGCCACCAUUGCAAUAACAGCCAUUGCUCUGUGUCUUGCUUUGGGUCUGGAGAAAUACUGGAAGAAGCCUCCAGUUGAAACUACAGUCGACGACUACGACAGAGUGAAAUACCAACCUAAACCUUCCCUCACCUGACCUCUGACCCCCUUUCACCCAAAAUUAAGACAACGAUACUAAUGCGCUUCCACUCUCUGGGCUUCUGGUGCUGAUGAGAUGGUCCAGAAUGAACACAUGGUGCUUUAUGGAGCUGUUGCCUGAAAAUGCUAAUUUGGUGUAUAUGGUGUAAAACAUUUCCUUCUUGAAAUGUUCAUCUUGUGUUUAAUGGAAGGGGAUCAAAACAAUAGAUACUUAAACUUUUCAUUGUAGCAAAAUACCUUCAUGUAUUCAGUAGCAGAAGCAAAUUUCUAACAGCAGCAUCCUGAUGGCAUCAGCUUUAACCACUACAGCUGCUUCCCAUAUCAACAUGGAAAUUUCUGUUACUGUUUAAACAUGCUUCUGGUAUCUAGUUAGCACAAAGCAGGUGCCAUCAUUAAUCAUUAAUCUUUAGCAGCUAACUUGUGUUUUUGCAGAAUGACAGUCUUUUAUGGGCAUAAUCAUUGUUUUUUGGAGGAAAAUCUAAAGGAUGUUAGUCUGUUUUAGACAUUUUUUAAAAAUAAAUUGGCAAUCGCUCUAUUUGCAAAAACUAAAAUAGGAAGUCUGGGUUUUUGGGUCUAGAAUCAGUUAUAAAUAAUUAUUUUAGUCUUUUAACUCCAUUCAGAGGACUGCUUUAGGACUGUUUUGCAAAUGCCUCUGGACAAAUUGCCACCAUUUUCAGAACAAUCACAGUAACAGAGGGUGUAACGGCUCUCCUGGAUCUGCUCCAUAUUAAUUCUGAUUGGUUGUAAAACUACAUUUUUUGGGGUAGGCAAAUGUUAUUACAGGAGCAUAUUUAAACAGUGGCUUAUUUGUCUUGUCUCACAACUAUUUAACGGAACUUGUGACCAGUUGUGAUGGCAUGCCACACAUGGUAAGCUCCACACCUCAUCACCCGUUGAUUCAGUCACUACUUUAAAAUAUUCUAUUUAUUGUUCAAUAUCGUUUCUUUAUUAAAUAUAUUCAUUUUUCCAUCACAC